CGCGGUCAUCUUGGUGAGGUAUGAGGCAGGCGUCCGACGCACCGUCCGUUCUCUGGAGUUGAUUUCACCAUUUUUUCCACAUUUUCUGGACUUUGAACACCAAGAGUACACCUGUGUAUUUCCAUAAACCAGAGAAAAUGAACAUCAUUUUAAUACUUUUGUGGAGUACAGUUUUUUGUGAUGCAAACAGGCUCAGUCUCAAAGGAGAAGAGCAAUUUCCCAUAUAUUUGUUUUGGAAUUCCCAGAACUCUGUUGUUGAAAAUACGCUGUUACCAAAUGAAAUUCUGGAUAUGUCCUUUCAAAAUAUAAGUAACUUGAACAGUACAUAUUUUGCUGAAAUGACAGAUUUAAAACUCAUCAAUGUGUCAUUUAAUAAUAUAGAAGAACUUGAAGAUGGCCUUUUUAAAACCACUCGCAAACUCAAGUAUCUUGAUUUAUCACACAAUGAGUUGCAUAAUGUAUCCUGUGAAUUUUUAGUCUGUCUUCCAGAACUUGAAUAUUUGGAUAUUUCUUCAAACAAGUUUAUGGCAUUAAAUUUAGGAAGUGCUUUUAAGUCAGUGGUGAAUCUUAAAUUUCUAAGGGUUAGUGCUGAAAAACUUCAAAGAAAUUACCUUAAGAAUAUUGCAGGUAUUAGGCUAAAUAUUUUUUUUAUUGAAAUAAUGAAACCCUGGAGUUAUGAAAAAAAUAGUUUAGAUUGGAUAAACACAAACACAGUUGUUAUUGAAUUUCCUAAUGAUAAUGUGAAUAAAGUGGAUGCUUUUCUUUCAGAUGUACUGGAAAUUUCAACAAACAUAGAGAUUAUUGGCAGUGCAUGCUGUUUAGAUUUCUCAAAUGCUUCCUCUAAUUCAGUCAGUUUUAAUUUGACUAAUAUGUAUUUAACAAAUUUCCAAAUCUCUUUGGUUUGUUUUCUCAAAGCUGUUAAGAUGUUUUCCGAAUUAAAAGGACAAAAGCUUCAGGUAUAUAAUUUAACUGUCCAUAUUAUGAAUGAUGAAUUGAUUAUUCCAGAAGUGUUUCUUCCAUUUGAAGCAUUAUCAGUACAAGUUGCAAAAACUGAUGUGUUGUCAUUUACUGCUUCAAAUUUAUAUAAUAAUAUAAUUAACAUGAAGAUUAAAAAUAUGAAAAUUUCUGAAACUCCAUUGUUCUAUAUAACUUGCCCACGAACUGACAGCAUACACGAGGUAUUAGAUUUCUCAGACAAUUUUUUUUCAGAUGAGAUAUUUUCCUCUCCUGGCAUCACUGCCUGUAAAACAUUUCCUUUAUUACACACAUUAAUUUUAAAAGGCAAUAAGCUAAUGCAUCUUGACACGCUGAGUGUAAGAACCCAGCAUAUGAAGGCAUUAACAGAAUUAGAUGCCAGUUUUAACAUGCUUACAAGUGAAUCUAGAAACUGCUAUUGGCCACUAAGUUUAAGUAAGUUAAAUUUAUCUUUUAAUACUCUUGACAGUUAUGUUUUUCACUGUAUACCCAUUAUGGUACAAAUUUUGGACCUACAGUACAACCAAAUAACCAGCAUACCACAAGAUAUGGUCUCUCUGAAUGCUUUAAAAGAGAUAAUCCUGUCAUCAAACAGACUGUUUAAUAUCCCUGAUUGUAAAAAUUUUCAUUUUGUGGAAUUACUCUUUUUGAGUAGCAAUGUCAUAAAGACUCCAUCAGCAGAUUUUCUUGAUAGCUGCCAGAUUCUGAAACACCUGGAUAUUAGCAGAAACCCCUUUAUAUGUGAUUGCAGUUUAAGGCACUUUCUCCAAAAUAGGGACAAAUCCAAACUUGCAUUGCUUGGGUGGCCCAACUUAUACAGCUGCAGUGAACCAGAAGCAUUGAAUGGAACAUUGUUGGAAGACUUUCACAUGUUUGAAAUAUCAUGCAAUCUAGCUCUUCUGCUUGCAGCCAUUCUCAUUCCAUUAAUAGUGAUUGUUAUUUCAAUAGCAGUGCUGUGUAAGCAUUUUGACGCCCCUUGGUAUCUACGAAUGAUGUGGCAGUGGACACAAACAAAGCAGAGAGCAAAGACAAAACAGUUAUUAGAAACCCGACGAGAUCUGGCAUACAAUGCUUUUGUCUCCUAUAGUCAAGAUGAUUCCAGUUGGGUCAAGGAGUAUCUUCUUCCAAACCUGGAAGAGAUGGGCACAUUAAAGAUAUGUUACCAUGAAAGGAACUUUAUAGCUGGAAAAAGUAUAAUUGAAAACAUCAUCACAUGCAUUGAGAAGAGCUACAAAUCCAUCUUUGUUUUAUCUACCAAUUUCAUCAGUAGUGAGUGGUGCCAUUACGAACUGUAUUUUGCUCAGCAUCAGCUGCUAUCAGAAAAUACUGAAAAUUUGAUUCUGAUUUUAUUGGAGCCCAUUCCUCAUUACAUGAUUCCAUCAAAAUAUUAUAAACUCAAAGAUCUGAUGUCAAGAAAGACCUAUAUGGAGUGGCCCAAAGAUAAAAACAAGCAUAAGCUGUUCUGGGCUAGCCUACGAUCUGCCAUACAUAUCAAUCUAUCAGAACUUGCAGCAAGAUGAACUGAAAACAAUGCAAGCCCCUAAAGUGUUAAAUGUUAUGUGUGCUAACACCAGUUUAAAAAAAAAAAAACAAAAACAAAGGACAAAUGAAAUAGUUUUGUUAAAGGAAUGCUCCAUCCCAAAAAGGAUCAUAUUUUAUUUUUUUUUUACUUACCUUGGAUUGUUUGUUAAUAAUGACAAAAAAUAUUAUGUUUUUAUGGUGAAUGGAGAUAAGAAAAUUCCAGAUACAGUUGUUGUCAAUGGGCAGCAAUGCUGAACAACAGUAAGCAAUAUGAAAAAAAAUUAAGUUACGUAAAUAUGUAAAGAAAACUUUUCUGUUUUCAAGAAUAUGAGUUUAGUGAUUUAAUUUUAAAAUAGAACUUAAACAGAGUGAACUCACUAAGCCGUUUGUUUCCUUGUCUCCCCUUUCAUACUCAAAAGUUUUUAAAUAUGUUAAAAAGGACCAAUAAUGCAUGCUGUUUGUACCAAUGCAAAGGUAUAAAAUGCAUUGAUCUUGUGCCCAGUUUAAUGAUGAGUUCCAGGUUAGAUUUUAAUAAAGCAUAGAUAAUGAUGACACAACGGUUUCUUGUGCCUUGCUGGUGUUUACACUGAUGACAUAAUUCCAGAUGUGUUGCUGUUUCAUGAUAUGAAGACUAGAAGAAGAGGUUUGGAGAUAUGGUGCAGGGUCAUCAUUACACACCUUCUACAUUAGAUUACUUUGGCUGAGGGCAGAGGCAAGGGACAGUUUGAUGACUUCGCAACUUUUUUCUUGUCCUCCUGUAUGGUUUUUUUUUUUAUUUUUUUACUUCAGACCCCAGAAGAGACAAAGUAUUAAUACAUGUGUGAUAGCUCAAAUACUUUAGUUCUAAAGUUGGAACAUUUUGAUAGAUGGAAGUGGUUCAUUACAAUUGAUUUUUUUUAGUUAGCUUAUCUUUGAGAUAUUGGUAUAGUAUGAAAAUAAAGUUGGUAAAGAACAAAGACUAUUUGGGUCAGUUUGAGAAUUGAAACAAAUCAACUCUGCACAAGUACAAGUCUUUCCAUGUAUAGUUUUGUGUAAUCAGUGUCUAAUAAGUGAUUUGAUUUCUUCUCUAAUAAGGAUACCUUGUUUAGCAGGAAAACUCUGAGUACAAUGUGUCGGUGACUAACUAUUUAAAUUUAUCACUGAAAAUUUAAACAUUUUUCUAAAAGUAAAUCCAUAUAGUACAGUGUGACUAUGCUUAAAUCUCAAGGUAUACACAGUAUUACUCUUUGUUAAGCAGGGACACCAUAUUACUUCCUUUAUACAGUAUUCUAUGUAUUUGUAUAUAAAGGAACCUUUUAGUGGUAAGGUUUGUUCCCACAGUCCAUGCUAUCGAGUUCAUUGGAGACUUAGAUAGGUUUAGUGACAAUGUGUUCCACCCACAGCAAAGCCACGGACUGUCUCUGACUCUGUACUAAAGGAAUCACAUUCAGAAAAUGAGCACAUAACUUGUAAUUUAUCUUGAUGAAAA
Erpetoichthys calabaricus (reedfish) is the source of this 3964-nucleotide messenger RNA. Its product is annotated as toll-like receptor 6. The transcript is spliced from 2 exons. NCBI's taxonomy places the organism in Eukaryota, Metazoa, Chordata, Cladistia, Polypteriformes, Polypteridae. Gene Ontology annotation, biological process: immune response; toll-like receptor signaling pathway; inflammatory response. Gene Ontology annotation, cellular component: membrane. The record is from RefSeq and is a predicted model, not a curated record. The coding region runs from base 138 to 2495 and encodes 785 amino acids. Gene Ontology annotation, molecular function: protein binding; transmembrane signaling receptor activity.